AUGACCGCCGCGGCAACCGCCGCGCGCCGCCUGCAUCAGCCACUGUCUCCUCUGCUCUCCGACUCUGCCGCACUCAUCCCUACAAUAACAUCACUCCUCCAAUCCCUAAAUCCCCAAAACCCUCAAACCCACCAAAACCCUGAUCCUUCUAUCCUCAAUCAAUUCUCUCCGUACUUAAACCCUAAUUUAGUAAUCGAAAUUAUCAAAAAUCAGACAAAUCCUUACCACUCUCUCUUCUUCUUCACCUGGGCCUCAAACCCUAACCCUAACCAUUAUCGCCACUCCCAUUUUUGCUAUGUUGCGAUAACUGACAAACUUCUAUCACACAAGCUAUUUUCGUUAGCAGCUGAUUUGCUGAAAACCCACAACAAAUUUUCAGAUUUUAUGGUGGGUAAGUUUAUCAAAGCCCAUGGUGAUUUGGGACACCUAAAAUGGGCUGCGAAGCUUUUUAAGCAAUUGAAGACGGAAACAGGGGACUGUUUGUUCUCUUUCAAUACGUUGCUUGGUAUUCUGGUUAAGGCCAACAAGGUUAGUCUUGCUUGGGGUUACUUUGGUCAGAUUGUCAUUAAAUCAUGUCUAGUUACACCUGAUGUUUCCACUUACACGACCAUAAUCAAAGGUUUGUGUAAUGUGGGCAUGAUCGAGGAUGCGGAGAAGGUGUUCGACGAAAUGACCUGUGGGAAGAACUCGAUAACUUACAACAUUAUCAUUGAUGGGUUCUGCAAGAAGGGCUUAGUCGAAAGCGCACGAAGAAUUAUGGAUCGGAUGGUUGCGGAUGAGGGCUGUCUACCCGAUACUGUUUCGUAUACAACUUUGAUCGAUGGGUACUGCAAGAAAGGCGAGUUCAAGAAUGCAAUUAUGUGCUUCGAUGAAAUGGUGAGUAAGGGCGACAAUUGCGAGCCUAAUGUGUUCACUUACAAUGUUUUGAUCAACGGGUUUUGUCUGAAUGGUGACGUGGAUGAAGCGAGGAGGAUGAUGACUAGGAUGAGGUUUGCUGGAGUGAAGGAGAACCUCGCCACUCAUACGAGUUUAUUGAAGGGAUAUUGCGUUGCGGGGAGAUCCAAUGAGGCUAUUACGCAUUUCAAAGAAAUGGUUAGCCUUGGUAUGAAUCUUGAUAAAAAGUCAUUCGCUGUGAUUGUGAACGAGUACUGCAAAUUAGGGAGGCCCGACGAGGCAGUUGUACUAUUAAGGGAAAUGAAAGCCAGAGGCAUUCGUCCAAUCGUAGCUAGCUUCAACGCCGUUUUCAGAAGUUAUGUUAAAUUGCAAGAAUUUGAUAAGACGAUUAUUCUUUUGAAGCAGAUGCCUCAAUGGGGUUGCUCCCCAAAUUUUAUAUCUUACAGUGAGGUGAUAAUCGGGCUUGUUGGAGUCAAAGAAAGGAUUCAAGAUAUUGACAUGAUUGUUAAUGACAUGAUUCGAGAUGGUCUUGGUCUCGAUACUACAUUGUACAGUUUCUUGAUUCGAGCAUAUUGUGUAAGUGGAGAUGUUAGAAGGGCGGUUUGUCUUUUUAAGGAGAUGAUCGAUCAAAGCCUCACGAUUAGGAAAGAUUGCUUCGAAGUUUUCGUUGAGGAGAUGCAUUCGAGGGGUUUGAUGCACGAGGUGCAAGAUCUAUUCGAUCAGAUGACCCCGUCGUUUGAUUUGAAGGAGUAUCUAAGUGUCUUGGAUGAUUCGAACUUGGUGUAA
This is a messenger RNA of Erythranthe guttata (spotted monkey flower), 1680 nucleotides long. RefSeq lists its product as uncharacterized. NCBI's taxonomy places the organism in Eukaryota, Viridiplantae, Streptophyta, Magnoliopsida, Lamiales, Phrymaceae. Gene Ontology annotation, molecular function: protein binding. The record is from RefSeq and is a predicted model, not a curated record.